AUGGAGAAGAGCAAGAAGUCAGGCUCGGGCAGGGGUUACAUUUCUUGGAAUGACGACAUGGACAAGGCUCUUCUUGACACAUUUGUGGAGUACUAUAACAAGGGUGACAGAUGCCAGAAUGGGUGGAAGUCUCAUGUCUAUACAGCUGCUAUCAAGAAUGUCCGAGAAAAGUGUAAUGUGGAUAUCUCAAAAGACAACAUCAUGGCGAGGAACAAGACCUUUGACAAACACUACACUAUCAUCAAUGGUAUGCUGGAAUCAAGUGGAUUUGGUUGGGAUUGGAACAAAAACAAAAUAUCUGUUGAUAGUGAUUCUGUAUGGGAAGAGUAUGUGGAAAAAAACAAAGAAGCUUCUGGGUAUAGGCACAAGACUGUCUUGUACUGGGACUCAAUUAGCUUGGUGUUUGGCAAAGACCAUGCUACCGGUGAAACGGCAAGGACUGCAGCUGAGAGCUCAAAAGACAUGAGUAAGGAAGAUCUUAGUAACAAAGAGCCCACAUCAUCGGCAACUUCAGGAAGUUUAAAGAGGCAACAGUCAGGCGACUCUUUUACCUCUAUGAUGGCUGAAAAACUGGACAAGUUCGCUGAAGCACUAAAGGAGGAAGCUCCUAAAGGACCAACAUCAAAAGAAAUUCUAGACACACUGAAUGAAGUACAAGGAUUGGAUGAAGACACUUUGUUGGACCUAUUUGAUAUCCUGACCGGUGAUGCACGCAAGUACGAGUCUCUGUUGGCGCUUCCAGAGAGGAUGAGGAAGAGGUGGCUUCUAAAACAGCUCAACAAGUGAAGAAACUAGUUCAUCUAUAUCAAGUGAUGGAUAAUAUCUAUUGAACUUGUAA
Molecule: messenger RNA, 838 nt
Organism: Setaria italica (foxtail millet)
Lineage: Eukaryota; Viridiplantae; Streptophyta; Magnoliopsida; Poales; Poaceae
Exons: 2
Coding region: 1-786 (261 amino acids)
Source: RefSeq, a predicted model, not a curated record